GGGAAACUCUUCCGCUGCCGCUUGGUUCCGAGCUACAAACAUGGCGUCCGCCGCGCUGAAGGUUGCAGUGGCAGGCAUUUCCAGAUGUUCUCGUGUCGCGCUCCUGAGGGCGCGUUCAACGACGGCACCCGUCCAUCAGGGCGUUCCUGGAUCCCUGUGGAAGCUGGGGAGGCUGAACCACAUCGCCAUCGCCGUGCCUGACAUGGAGAAGGCCACGGCUCUGUAUCGGGAUGUGCUGGGGGCCACAGUCAGCGACAAGGUGCCCCUGCCCGAGCACGGUGUCUACACGGUGUUCGUGGAGCUCGGCAACACCAAGCUGGAGCUGCUCCAUCCUUUGGGGGAGAAGAGUCCCAUCUCCGGCUUCUUGCAGAAGAACAAGUCUGGAGGGAUGCAUCACAUUUGUAUUGAGGUAGACGACAUUAACGCUGCAAUAGCCGACCUGAAAGCAAAGAACAUCAGAACUCUGUCAGCGGAGCCCCGGAUAGGCGCUCACGGCAAACCUGUCAUGUUUCUUCAUCCUAAAGACUGUGACGGUGUGCUGGUGGAGCUGGAAGAAGCGUGAACAUCUCCAUCUGGCAGGAAUCAUGGGAGAUGUUGAUCCACAUUUCUAUCUUCCACAACAGUGUGAUAUGUGGUCAUGAUAACAGCUCUUCCUUAGAGCACUUCUCUUUUCAGGCACAUUGUUCUUCCAAUUCUGUUUCACUUCUGUUCUUUACUUUCCUGUUUGGGUCAGAAUAAACGAUAGUGUGGUUGGUGUUUUGGUAGUUCCAGUGGAUGCUUCGUGACUGAAGCUGCAACGCUGCGAUGGCAGUACGUUUGUGUGUAACGCAGUAAUGUGAUGCUUUCCUGUCACUGCAUCACAGUCUGAGCCUUAUUCCUGCCAUGAAAUGUUUCUGUGAAGUGCUCUUUGGGUGAGUUUUCACCCACGUUGCCGUUGGCUUUGUGCUAAAACUUUAUUAAAAAGCAUUACAAAAAUA
Molecule: messenger RNA, 977 nt
Organism: Stegastes partitus (bicolor damselfish)
Lineage: Eukaryota; Metazoa; Chordata; Actinopteri; Pomacentridae
Gene: mcee
Product: methylmalonyl CoA epimerase
Exons: 3
Coding region: 41-562 (173 amino acids)
Biological process (GO): L-methylmalonyl-CoA metabolic process
Cellular component (GO): mitochondrion
Molecular function (GO): methylmalonyl-CoA epimerase activity
Source: RefSeq, a predicted model, not a curated record